CUCCAAGAGACCGCGCGCGUAGUAUACCAUUGUACAGUACAUAUAUCCCGGUCGGGGCAGCGUUCUCCCGGGCGGAAGUCUGAUACGCAUCGAAACGGGAGAGUUCAGUGCAAUGUACAAUGUACGCGCGCAUAUGUUCUCCAUGUAUCUUUGUAUAUGGUGCAUGUACUACGUGCGGUUGGAAGAGACGAGCACUGGAGCGGGGCUGGAACCAAUGGAGAGACAUGAUUAAGUGAUUCCUUUUAGCGCUAAUCGUGCUGGCUUAAAUCCUUUUUUAACCAUGUGCAUUUCCACUCAGCCAGAGCCAGUUGGGUGCGAUUGAGCGAGAGCCCGGCCCGUGCGCAUCGUGUAUAUGUGUUCUCUGGAAUAUGCCCAUCAAUUUCUGUCUUUUCCAACCAUUCGCCUGUAGUUGCAAUUUUGUAUAUGAAAUUGACAAUUGUUUUGAUGGGGCCCAAGUCCAGCUAAUGACGCCGAUGGGAGACUUUUGCCCACGAUGAUUACCUCUGUGUGCCGGUGUAAUGUGUAAAUAAAAAUAUACUUCUGGCCGACUUCCUUGGCUUUUUCCCUGGUGAUUGCAUAACAGUCCUGACGGGCGCACAGAUUAUUAAGAUAUCCGAUUGAUAAAUACUCUGAAUGGGCGUUGUAAUUACAUUUUGGGGAAUAAUCACGAGAUGAAGAUUGGAUUACCGGCUAACAUUUAUGUACUGGCUUAUGCGACACUCUGUUUUGUCCUUAAGCCGUUCCUAGCACAUGCCGGAAACUCGGCAAAGGGUUUCCCGCGCGUUAGGGAAUGCUACGAGUGCACCAGUGGUGUAAAUGACGGCUGCGACGAUCCUGCGCGGGUGGCUAAGUGGGCGUUCCCCUGCCCGGAAGGGACGCAGGGCUGUUUGAAGAUGAAAGCGCCAGGAUCUCCUUUGAUACGCUCAUGCGGGAAUCCCCAUGACAGUCCGGUGCCGAUCAAGGAUGGCUGUGUUAAUAAACCGGGAGUCGGUAUCAUAUGUUCCUGCUCAACAACCAACCUUUGCAAUGCUGCCGCGCCGGCUUCCUUCAGGAACUUCAAUCGAGCGUUUUUUUAUAUGCGCAUUCCCUUUCUUAAUUUUCAUAUUGUUAUGACGCUUGCGUUCUCUAUACUGUACUAUGCCUAUUUGUUGUAAGGUUAUAACUAUCCGGCUCUGCCAAGCUGUCAUCGUUUUUGCUAACUAAAAUAUCAGCCCAUAUAAUAUCGCACGCCAAAUGAAGGAGAACGAUGCGGCAGUAUUAAGCAGUUGAUAAUUGUCAGAUCCUUCAACGAAUCAUUGUGAUAUUUAUCCGAAGCCAUGUUUUGUUGCGCAUGUUUUUAGUUAACAGUUGACGAAUUCAAUAAAUGUAAAGUUCUG
Molecule: messenger RNA, 1376 nt
Organism: Paramacrobiotus metropolitanus
Lineage: Eukaryota; Metazoa; Tardigrada; Eutardigrada; Parachela; Macrobiotidae
Exons: 3
Coding region: 672-1154 (160 amino acids)
Biological process (GO): regulation of synaptic transmission, cholinergic; sleep; positive regulation of voltage-gated potassium channel activity
Source: RefSeq, a predicted model, not a curated record